Messenger RNA from Nematolebias whitei (Rio pearlfish), 747 nucleotides. Its product is annotated as integrin beta-6. The record is from RefSeq and is a predicted model, not a curated record. Gene Ontology annotation, molecular function: integrin binding. The coding region runs from base 1 to 747 and encodes 248 amino acids. The transcript is spliced from 5 exons. NCBI's taxonomy places the organism in Eukaryota, Metazoa, Chordata, Actinopteri, Cyprinodontiformes, Rivulidae. Gene Ontology annotation, biological process: integrin-mediated signaling pathway; cell-matrix adhesion; cell adhesion mediated by integrin. Gene Ontology annotation, cellular component: integrin alphav-beta6 complex; focal adhesion; cell surface.
AUGACGGUGGUAUUUAACGUGUCCGUGGAGCUUUCGACAUGUCUGUUAGGAGUCCGUCACUUCUCCCUAAAGCCGGUGGGCCUUCAGGACAGCUUGGAGGUGAACCUGGAGUCUCUCUGCUCCUGUGACUGCCAGCAGCCUCCCAUGACCAACAGCAGUCAAUGCACCGAGGGUCAGGGGGUUUUCCACUGUGGCGUGUGCGCGUGUCACCCAGGCUUUCUUGGAGCCCAGUGUGAAUGCAAUGACGAGAGUGUUUUGUUAAGUAACUGCCUCGCCACCAAUGACUCUGAAGUAUGCAACGGUCAGGGGGACUGUUACUGCGGGAAGUGUGUGUGUCACGCAUCCAACUUUGGACGCAUCUAUGGUCCUUACUGUGAGUGUGACAAUUACUCCUGUGUUCGUUUCCGGGGGGAGCUCUGUGGAGGUCAUGGAGUGUGCGACUGUGGGGAGUGUCGCUGUGAAAGCGGUUGGACGGGGGAAUACUGUAACUGCAGCAGCAGCAUCGAGGCGUGCGUGACGGAGGACGGCGGCCUCUGCAGCGGCAGGGGCAAAUGCAAGUGUGGCCAGUGUGUGUGCUCUGCUCCUGGAGCCUCUGGGAACAAAUGUGAAAGGUGCCCCACAUGUGGAGAGUCCUGUAGUGCUGCAAAACCUUGUGUGGAGUGCCAUCUUCAAGACAAACAGGAUUCUGAGUCAUGCGCUCAAAAGUGCAACACUGCUCAAAUCUCUAUCGACUCCACAGCAGGCUAA